UUUCUCAGCGAACACAAAAUAUCGUAUUUGCUCGAGCAUGAAGUCGUUAAACUGCAGGGUUUAUGUACGGAAAUACAUAGGAUGUGCACUAUCGAAGGCGUUUAAGUAGGUUACUACUAUUAUCCCCCCAAGUAAGUCAUUUGACCAUACAUGCCAUAUGCGCCCUUAAAAAGGUUGUUGUGGGCCUUCUCUUGCGUGUCGGGUCAAGACCAUCACUCCGGCCUUGUGCGACAUACUUCAUGCCAACUCCACGGAUUAUCAACCCGUUUUCAUAUGUGUGCCUUUAAAAGCUUUAUUAUCAGGAAUAAUAAAUAAUAUCGCAUAUACAACGUUUUGUGGACCUAUGUGACUAACUGGUCGAUCCAUGUAUGUAUUAGUGACAUAUAUAUGGACUUCCCACCGGCAACGCGGAACUACCUAUAUACACAGUGACAUGGACCUGAUGUAAAUGACGAGCUAUUAUGAAACUGCUGUCUACAGUCGCACUGCUAUAAGGAUUGCGCCUAUGGUUUUGUGCUUAGAUGCCGUUGUGAGACUGGAUAUAAAAUUAUGAAUAUUUGGAGAGAGAGGAAUCUAUGAUGUGCAUACAUAAGUGCGAAUUAUUGGAUGUACCGUAAGAUGUACCCUCGUUUGAUGGCACUAUUCGAUGACGGAACUAAAAUUAAUGGAUAAAAGCAUAUGUGUGUUUCUUAAGUCAUAUUAAUGGAUUAUAAUGGGAGAACAACGCAAGUUUAGGGCCUACACGAAAGCGCAUACCUAGACUGACAACAUGUUGAUUAAUCAAAUGAAGAGUCGGUGGUUUUUUGCUGCAGUGGUGUUCCUUUUUCUUGCUGAAGUGUACGUUCUUGGCGCCGUGACCUUCUUGUCAACCCCUUCAGGGAAAGCCAUUUAUGGGCAAAAUAUAGCUUUCAAGUGUAACGAUUCGGGUGCCUCUGCACCUUGUACCAACAACCCCAGUCUCCCUGAAUGCACUUCUACUGACAAAAAGUACAACCAAAUUAGCUAUACCCAUACCUUGGCAAAUGGUACAGUGUUGGAAUUCGGAACAUGCAGCAACCACCUACCCGUUUCGGACUGGAACGUCACGUGGUCAUUGUGUGACAAAGUGUCGAGCUCCCUGACCAUCAUUAAUGUGAGUCUGGACGAUGCGGGAAAGUGGAAAUGUAUCAGUGGAGGUGUCACAGAGAUUCUCAGCAUCGACGUGCAGUAUCCACCUAUGCUGAACUAUGAGAAUUCUUUCAACUCCCCACCGCCACCCACCCUAGAUAUCAACCUGGGCUCAAACUUCGCCUUCAACAUUAUGGUAAAGGCUAACCCAGGCGUCACCAACUACACUGCAACCUGUCUACGCGCCAACGUGGCAUCGCGGCUCAAACUUCGGGAGACGACCACCGGCAAGGAAUACCUGCUUUCCUUGCAAGCGAUGGAAUACACCGACUUCGGUAACCACACCUGUCAGAUCAAGAACAGCAUUGGUACACUUUUGCUCCAGUAUUUAUUGAUACCAAGAGGGCCAACUUUCACGCUUUCCAAAGGUCGGGUCACCGCCGUCUCUGCAACAUUAGAAUGGCUUCCACAAAAUGGCGGACCUUACACUCCAAGCUACAUCAUCUACUACAAGCAGAGUAAUCAAACAACAUGGAUACCUAGCAACGAAAAUAAACCCCUGGCACAACCUACUGUUUUAAAAGCAGAAUAUAAGCAGGGGAAUUUAAUGCCAGACUCGUUAUAUGAUUUCAAAGUGACAUUAGCAAUUGAAGCCAUACACCAAAUGGAUGCCGCGAUUUCGAAUAUCUUACGGCGGGUACAGACGUACAGUCGACCAAAUAUCACAUCGGGCAACAUCCGGGUAACUACCAACACAGAAAGUGGCGUGACGUACAUGGCUUGGGAUAAAUUCACAGGACAUUACACUCACAUGAAAGUGAAGUACUGUUUGUUAGACGCCUCGGGGAAUGUGGGCACAUGUGAUAUGCAGACUGUUGGCGACCGCAGACAGUUAAAAAUUAAACUCGACUUAACGUAUGGAAGGAGCUAUUCAUUUUAUUUCUAUGUUAUGGAUGGCGACGAUGUUGUAUUCGAGUCUGCAGCUCUUGUGGCGAAGAGUACAAUAGAUAUCAAUGGAGGCGUGAAACUCUCUGGUGCUGAGAUAGGAGGGAUCGUGGUCGGGAUAAUAGCGGCUUGUUUGGUGCUAACCGCCGUCAUCAUCGUAGUGGUCCGCGUGAUGAGGAAGAAAAGAGAAGAGAGAUUAAAAAUGCAGACGCACCACAGUGAGAGUACACGAGUUAGAGGGGGUCGUCAAGGAGUGAGGUUCAAUGACACGGGUCAUGACAACGCUACCAUGAUCCCAGAUCCGUAUUACCAAGUGCCGGUCAACAGGAGGGCGGCUAAAGACAACACGCCGAGUUCAACAUUAGAGUGUGAAGGAAGUGGGGUAUAUGAGACAGUUGAAGAUGAUGGGUCUAGAUUUUAUGAAGCCCCUCUUCCAAGUCCGCCGACCAAACCGUAUGACUCCAACAUAUACACUUCCUUGAAAGCAGAUAGGAUAUAUCUAAAUGUUCCACCACCAAAAAGCGGUCUCGCAUCCGUAGGACAAGCAUCACCAAAACUUGAUAAGCAACCGCGAAUAUAUGAAAACCUUCCACCACCCAAUGAUAACAAAAAGGCGCGUCCACCCGACGUGAGCACUAUCAACCAUAUCUACGUCAACACGGGCUUCAGCGCUGGCAGUGGUCAUGUACAAGAUGAUGGCAGAUCAGAUGAAAACAUUGAUGAGCGGUUUUGACACGCGUGAUUUCAAACUUCAAAAAGUUUCCGUCCACAUGUAUAGAUGUGAAGGUCAGCAAUGAAGUAGAAUAUGAGGCUGGUUCUCGCGAGAAGUGAACGCAAUUGGACGCUACAGUGUCUUCCAGGGAAGGAAGGAUGUUCCAACGGGAGUGACUUUACUACUGCCUGUCAAAUUUUGUUUUGAUUGUUUUUAAAUGCAAAGGUAGACUUUGAUUACUUUCCAUGUCUUUUUUUAGACCUACUUUUACUUAUUUUGAUAAUAUGAACAGUACUAUGAACAGUACAGAAGAUACAAUCAUAUGUUCUCAGGACCUGUGUUAUCGAGAUAUGUUUAUAGGAACACAUGUUUUAAACAGUCUGUAUGGUUUUAGGCCACUUAUGCUCUCAGGACCUUGAAAAUUAUGUUAACAAAAUGUAUAAGGAAAAGACACUUUAACGUUUGACCACUGGUUAUUGCAUUUGAAAUUCUAUGCCGAUAGACUUCUUAGAAAUGAUAUGCCCAUUUCCUUUGUUGCCGCUUUGUUCGAAAAAACCUAUCAGCUGGUUUCUUGUAA
This is a messenger RNA of Lineus longissimus, 3341 nucleotides long. RefSeq lists its product as uncharacterized. The record is from RefSeq and is a predicted model, not a curated record. The transcript has 14 exons. Lineage: Eukaryota; Metazoa; Nemertea; Pilidiophora; Heteronemertea; Lineidae. Bases 770 to 2785 code for a protein of 671 amino acids. Gene Ontology annotation, molecular function: protein binding.